UCUUCUUCCUCCUCCACAACAUAAAUCCCCCAUGAAACAUCUUACUCCUUUCCUCAUUUAUAAAUAAAUAUAUUUUUCAAUUUUCCCAGUAAUAAACCAUACAACAACACACACACACAAAAAAAAAAAUUAAAAAAAAUGGAGGUUCUUCAGAAAAAUUCCACCGACUUAGCAGAUUUUUUUUGGUUUCUAUGUCGGCGUUACCUAUAUAAAUCUCCCUUAAACCCCUUUCUUCAUUUUAUCACUCACCCUUUUUAUAAUUUGCCUUUUUUCAUCCAUAAAACUAUAAAUUUUACUAUAAAGUUUCUAUCUUUGAUGCAAGAAAACUAUAAAUUUUCAAUCUUUUGAGCUGAAAAACCCAUAAAUUUUCACUCUUUCGGUCCAAAAAAGCUUAAGAUUUUCAAUUUUUUGUCCAAGAAAACUAUAAAGUUUCAAUCUUUGAGCUAAAAAAACCCAUAAAUUUUCACUCUUUUGGUCCAAAAAAGCUUAAAAUUUUCAAUUUUUGAUCCAAGAAAACUAUAAAGUUUCAAUCUUUUGAGCUAAAAAAACCAUAGUUUUUCACUCUUUUGGUCCCAAAAAGCUUAAUAUUUUCAAUUUUUGAUUCAAGAAAACUAUAAAGUUUCAAUCUUUAAGCUAAAAAUCAUAAAUUUUCACUCUUUUGGUCCAAAAAAGCUUAAUAGUUUCAAUUUUUGAUGCAAGAAAACUAUAAAGUUCCAAUCUUUGAGCCCAAAAAACCAUAAAUUUUCAAUCUUUUGAUUAAAAAAAAAAACUAUAAAUUUUCACUCUUUUGGUCCAAAAAAGCUUUAGAUUUUCCAUCUUUGGUCCAAAAAAGCUUAAGAUAUUCAAUUUUUAAUCCAAGAAAACUAUAAAGUUUCAAUCUUUGAUCAAUUUUAUCGAACACCCUUUUCUAAAUUUUCCAUCUUUGGUUCAAAAAACUACAAAUCUUGAAAAAUAAAAAGGAAAAAAAAAAUCAUAUGAACCCAUUUGAUAAAAGUCAAGAAUCUAAUACAAGUACAAAUACACUGCCUUUUUCAACUGAAAUGGAGUUCGAAUUUGCUGCAUUUCCACUCCCUUCUGCAGACCCUUUAAUCAGUUUUGAAUCUUUUUCCAACCCUUUAAGUCAAUCAACUAAGGAAGAAGUAUUGAGUGUGCCACAGCCUAUGGAAUGUUUACAUGGGACACAAAUUCCACCAUUUUUAUCAAAAACUUUUGAUUUGGUUGAUGACCCUUUAUUGGAUAGUGUUAUUGGUUGGAGUAACAAUGGUGAAAGCUUUGUUGUUUGGGAUCCAGUGGAGUUUUCAAGAUUGGUUCUUCCUAGGAAUUUCAAGCACAGCAAUUUCUCAAGCUUUGUUCGACAGCUUAAUACAUAUGGAUUUCGCAAAAUCGAUGCUGACAAGUGGGAGUUCGCGAAUGAAGGGUUCUUGAGAGGGAAGAAGCAUUUGUUGAAGAACAUACAGAGGCGGAAAUCACAUCAGGCUGGGAGUUCUUUGGGAUCAUCGGCUGAAGCGGGGAAAGCUACAGUAGAUGAGAUAGAGAAACUCAAGAAGGAGAGGAGUUUGAUGAUGCAGGAAGUCGUUGAAUUGCAGCAGCAGCAGCGUGGGACGGUUCAACAAAUGGAAUCUGUUAAUGAAAAGCUUGUGGCCGCAGAACAGAAACAGAAGCAGAUGGUUUCAUUCUUGGCGAAGGUGUUUCAGAAUCCCACAUUUUUUGGCCGUAUUCGGCAGAUGAAGGAGCAAGGAGAAAUUACUUCUUCAAGAACAAUGAGGAAAUUCAUUAAACAUCAGCCACAUGAUUCGAGUAGAGAGGAGUCAUCCAUGGAAGGGCAGAUAGUCAAGUACAGGCCUGAUUUUCAAGACCUUGCUACAUCCUUUGAGAGCCCGCCCUUCAAUCCAGUCGUUGAUCAACAACUUCCAGAAACUGUUGCAUCUGAGGGACUGACGACAGCCCAUGGAUUUCUCAAAAAUCCAGAUCGGGUUGUAGAAGGAGCUUCAGGCUUUAACCCCGAUGGCUCUCAUUUCAAAGGGAAGAAUGUAGUUAGUCCUCAAUUAGAGGUUAUGCCUGAGUACUUCUCUUUUCCAGAGGAGUUGGAGGAGGAGAGGAACGUUUCAGGAUUUUCACCAGGUAUCGAAAGUAUGAUGAAAGAAGAGGAAGUUUGGAGCAUGGGUUUUGAAGCCAGUGCCGGCAUGUCAAGUACCGGCACCGAGUUAUGGGGUGGUCUUGGCAACUAUGUCCCAGACUUUGGUGUUAGCUCUGGUUUGUCUGAUUUGUGGGAUCUAGAUCCCUUGCUGGCUGCUGGAGGUUCUGGUGUCGAUAAGUGGCCAGAUGAUGAGUCUCCUUUUGGUCAGUCUGAGAACCAAGUCAACCAGCCUAAGAGUGAUGAUAGUUUUUAGGGAAGAGUUCCCUUCGGCCUUCGUAUGCCUUUGGGAUACUAGCCAUAGUUUAGUCGAUGGGACAUAAUAUUGAAUGAGUGAUUAUAAUAUUUUUAGUUGAUAUUUACUUUUGACUGAUUCUUUUCUUUUAUUCUCCCUGGUCUGCUAAUUGUGCUAAAAUGUUGCAUAUUUGAUGGCAUAAUCUGUAGUUUCCUGCUAACAUAUACUCUUUUAAGUUGUGAAAUGUGCAGGUUUGCAGUGCUCGAGGUUGUGUAUGGGACUUAUGUUGAGAAUUCGGGACUAGAAUGACAUUGCUCGCUCGAGCCUUUCUCGGUAAGGAGACCUUAUGGUGACUUGUCAUAUGAUUGCUUGAUGAAUUGUUACUUUACCUGAAUUCUUUUACACGAAGCUAUUAACAAGCGUACAUGGUGUAUAAUUUUUGAUUGUUACCUUGAGUUUUAUUUUUAUCUCAAAAGCUUAGCUCACGAGGGCACUAUUCUCCAAGACUACAACCCAUUUCCUCAACCAAUGUACAAAUAGUAUUAGAGUCGGACCUAUUUCAAUUCUUGGUUUAUCCGAUGUUAGACCCCAUGGGAGUUUCUUCCAAGUUUGGGUUAUUCAGAUACAUAAGUUCAAUAGGUAUGAAACCUCGAGGUUAGACUGAACCCCGAAGGAUUUGGAAGUUCAACGGGAGACUAAGAGGAAGUGAGUUGAGUGAUGGAGGAGGAAGAUGAAGUCACGGCUCUUAUACCAAGAUACAUUCGUGUAUUGCCUGUAUCUUUUCCUAUAUUAUCUGUUCGUUUCCUCGUUCAAAUCAUACAUCCAAAAAAUCAGCGCUAAUGUUAUGAUUCACAGCGCGCUUUCCUUUCAGGGACAUGUUGAAGACAACAUCUUUUGCUGAUCAAGUGAGGGGUUGAUGUCGAUCCCAUCUGUGUCGUGUUGAGUAUGUUCACCUCUUUGAAGUGUUUCAUGCUUAAAUAGCUUACAUAACUAGUGUCUACAUUUUUGAACCCUUAAAAUUUUGUGUUAUUCUUUUCUUUCGGUGCAACAAUCGUUAUCAAAUGAUUGAACAACCGGGAGCAAUUCACUUCUUUUGUAUCUUGUACCCUCAGGCCUUAACCAAACCAGCUCUUUUCGUGGAACCUCUGCCUAGGUAAGCAGUGAUGUAUCGGAAACAACUAACAAGUCCUGCUCAUGGGCUUAGCUCAAGUGGCUAAGGUUGAGGGAUGAUCGAGACUCGCAUCAUGUGAACUAAGCCUGAUAUUUAAGUGGAGAAAGGUAGCGGGAUGGGCCCAUUACCCCGAGUUUCGAAGGUUGUGGUUGUGCCCCAGACCCAUUUUUCGGUCGUAAAGGAAGAUCCUGCUCAAUGGUUUGGAUUUUCCUGUCUUAUUUUUGAUUUUGUAUGUGUACGAAGUUUUUCAGGGGCAAUCCGUUUAAUAUUUUGUAUUUUGUAUUUUGUAUUAUGUAAUAACUGAAUAGGCAAUCCCAGCCAACCAUUUGAGAUUUAUCUCUGGCAUAUAUUUUUUGAUAUAUGCCAGGAAAAUAAAUUGAAUGUACUUGCAAGCAUUUUGUUGUAAUUGGUGUGAAAAAGAAAAAAUACUUACUGGGAGAGAGGUGAUUAGACAAGACAUGACAUGAAACACUUGCAAUUUCGAGGGCAUGAUCGUAGAUGGGAGAAUUGAGGGUUAGAGUUGAAGUUUAGUAGUUAGCCGAGCAUUGUCUAGUUUCUGUAUCAGUAUUGUUAUUAUUGCUCUUCUAAUUUUUCUUUACUUUAUUAUUACAUUUUUUUUUCGUUUUGGCUACCGUACUAUUUGCUA
Messenger RNA from Capsicum annuum, 4186 nucleotides. Its product is annotated as heat stress transcription factor A-3. Gene Ontology annotation, cellular component: nucleus. Bases 975 to 2390 code for a protein of 471 amino acids. Gene Ontology annotation, biological process: regulation of transcription by RNA polymerase II. The transcript has 2 exons. Gene Ontology annotation, molecular function: DNA-binding transcription factor activity; RNA polymerase II cis-regulatory region sequence-specific DNA binding. The record is from RefSeq and is a predicted model, not a curated record. Lineage: Eukaryota; Viridiplantae; Streptophyta; Magnoliopsida; Solanales; Solanaceae.